Messenger RNA from Paramuricea clavata, 1801 nucleotides. NCBI's taxonomy places the organism in Eukaryota, Metazoa, Cnidaria, Anthozoa, Malacalcyonacea, Plexauridae. The record is from the annotation of a GenBank genome assembly.
AUGGCUGCUAAAAAGGGAGAAAUUUGGUCGGAAGAAGAGUGUCUUGCGCUUCUCUCUGCAUGGGGCGAUGAGGAAAUACAAAAAAAGCUUCGUGGAACUCACAAAAACUCCGAUGUGUACAAAAAGAUGAGUUGUAUGAUGAAAAAGUCCGGAGGCUUUGAUCGCGACUGGAUUCAGUGUAGAACGAAAGUGAAGCAUUUAAAAUCCGAAUACAAGAAAUACAAGGACUCUUUGUCACGAUCUGGGGCUGGUAGAGGAAAGGAGCCAAAGUUUUUCGAGAAAAUUGAUUAUUUUCUGGGUGACAAACCUGAAGCUCUUGGCGUGGAAAACAGCAUUGACACAAGUAGCACAGCUAUACUCGAAGACAAAGACCUGGUUGAUAACAGCGAUUUUGGUAAGUGUAGUAUCAGUUUUAAGACUGUAUUGAGUAUUGUUACUGUAUACAGUACCUUUCAUGUGGUUGUGCAAUAUAUGGUUUAUAUACCGGGUGGCGCAAAAAACUUGAGUAAACAUUUUGAAAGUGUCGAGAAUUAGCCAAAAACGGCAGAAAGUAUACGUUUGUUUUCAGAGACCCGCCCAACGUCGCCGAUAUAACUGAUAUAACCUCACGAGCAUUAUUUACCCUUGCGUAUUCUAAACAAAUCCAAAGUCUUUGGUCCUUCAUUAAACGAGGCGUAUUUAUAAAAAAUACGCGACGUUUCUUUCUUGGAACAUAAACAGUUUUAAUUUAAACUUCACCUCAUUUAACUUCGCGAAUACUUACGAGUUACGAUAAAAUAGUUAUCAAAUUAGUUUAUCAGCUAAUUCUCGACACUUCCCAAAAUGUUUAAUCAAGUAAAAUAGUUUAAACGCAACUAUCUCGGUCAAUAUUGCAUGAAAAUGCAUAGAGCGUAUAUCAAAAUUUAAGUUAGACAAUACUGAAUGCAAUGCACGUUGUUUAAGUGUAGUAGCUCUUUUAGUUUUUAAAAUAAAUCAAACACCACCCAAUAUAUUAUAGGAAAACCAGUUUCGUUAAUAUAUUCGUUUGAUCACUUUUUAGAUACUGCAGGCCAACUGGUUGGAAAGUAUGGAGGUGGCCGAAGUGUUGAAAAACAAUGUCCUCAAUGUAACGAAAAACUUACAUUAAAGACAGCUGGUGUUCAUAUCGGGGAAAAUGAAUGUAUUGCGGUAUACAGUGACGAUGACAAAUUUGUAUGCCCCUAUUGUAAUUAUGUUGAAGAAGGUAUUUUGAAACCUAAAAUCACGCAAUCACUGCCCUGCCCCUUUCAAAAUGCCUGAGCAAAUUCAAUGAACUUUUUUGUACUUGUUUCUAUGCACUAGCUGUCUGUAUAUUAUGUUUAUACUAACAAAUACACCCUCAAAUGUUUGCCUCUCUUUCACUUGUUUCAGACAUUUUAAUGAACCCAGAUUUUGUUCAAAAAGAAGCUACACCAUCCAAGAGGCAGAAAACUGAACCUAAAGAAAAGGUAAAUAAAGACGAAAAUGCAAAGAAAAGGGAGACAAAGAGAAAAGAGAAGCCAACCAAGUUGCAAGUUGCCUUUGGAGAGCAAUGGCUGACCACACUAAAUAUCAAAAAGAAUCUGACAACUUGCUUGUUUCCCAAAUGAAGGAUCAGUUUGAAAAAGAAGUUGAAAUAAGAAAAGAAGAGCUGAAUGCAUACACAAGUUCAAUAGCACUUCUUGCUAAUGCUAUUGCUGGGAAGCAGCAACCACCACCACAGCAGCAACCACUACAACCACCAAUGUACCAUUACCCAAUACAUGCAGAUGAUGCAAAUCAACAAACAUAUUACAAACUAUAA